Zasmidium cellare ATCC 36951 is the source of this 798-nucleotide messenger RNA. RefSeq lists its product as uncharacterized. The record is from RefSeq and is a predicted model, not a curated record. The transcript has 2 exons. Lineage: Eukaryota; Fungi; Ascomycota; Dothideomycetes; Mycosphaerellales; Mycosphaerellaceae. Bases 1 to 798 code for a protein of 265 amino acids.
AUGCCCAAGGAGAGCAAAAUUGCCAUGAGUUCGCAUUCUGCAUCAAUCUCCGCACCUUACCCUUCCGCAUCGUCGAGCGGACAGAGGAAUGCUGCGAUAUGGAGUUCUGCGGAUGACGAGAUUCUAUUGAGAGCACGAGCGUCUGGGCUGAACUGGCAACCGAUUGCGAGUCGACACUUUCCCAAUAAGACUGCGAACGCCUGCCGAAAACGACACGAACGUCUCAUGGAGAGACGCCUUGUGGACGACUGGGAUAGCCACAAGCUUGAGCUCCUCGCUCAGGAGUACAUGGCUUGCAGAAGAGAGAUGUGGGAGAUCCUCGCCGCAAGACUUGGCGAGAGAUGGGCCGUUGUCGAAGCCAAGUGCAUGGAGAAGGGUCUCAAGACACUCCAAACUGCGGCUCGGACGGCACACAGGAAGGCUGCAGCUGACAGCCAAUCGUUCGAAGAUCGAGGUAUUUCAGACCACAAUAGCGACUCUGGCAUUGGCCUGGGAUCGGACACUGAGAUGGAGGUAGGCGACGAGGCCGGACCUUCUACCAAAGCUUCGUCCUGGCAUGCUCACCCAACGGUACAGCAACCACAUCACGACCACGUACGAUCACGAAGCCUCCCACAACCGCUGCCACUGUACCAACCACCGCCUCCAGUCAUCCAACGACGUACUUUUGAGGGAAGCGCAAUGACGACGAGCCCGCAAGAUGUUUCCUUUCAAGGAUCGUCAGCAUCUCAACGAUGCUCGCCAGAAUCACAAAACGGACGGGGCGGCAUCAGCAUUCAGUCCAUCGUUUCCAACUGA